This is a messenger RNA of Penicillium cinerascens, 1086 nucleotides long. Its product is annotated as amidohydrolase family protein. Lineage: Eukaryota; Fungi; Ascomycota; Eurotiomycetes; Eurotiales; Aspergillaceae. The coding region runs from base 1 to 1086 and encodes 361 amino acids. The record is from RefSeq and is a predicted model, not a curated record. Gene Ontology annotation, molecular function: hydrolase activity, acting on carbon-nitrogen (but not peptide) bonds. The transcript has a single exon.
AUGUCGAGAAACACACAGCCGACCGUAGUCACCGCCAUUACUAACGUCAGAGUGUUUGAUGGGCAAAACAUCUGCGACCCUACCACUGUUAUUAUCGAUGGCGAAUUAAUUGGCGGCUCUGAUUCGAUCCCCACAAAGACGAUCGAUGCUCAGGGAACUAUUCUCCUGCCCGGACUGAUAGAUUGCCAUGUUCAUUUGACGGGACCCGACGAUCUCGCUCGCAUGGCUGAAUAUGGCAUCACCACAGCACUAGACAUGGGCACUUGGCCGAUUGAGCUCCUCAAAUCACUUCGCGGACGGAAGGCUGUGACUGAUAUCCGAGGCUGUGGUAUUCCUGCGACAGCUCCCGGAAGUGUACACAGCCACAUUCCAAGUUUACCUAGAGAAGCUUUGGUGUCCAACACCAUCGAAGCCAAAGCAUUUGUGGCUAAUCGGGUGACGGAAGGGGCUGAUUAUAUCAAGAUCGUCGCCGAUGUACCUGGACCGGACCAAGAGACUGUAAAUGCCCUUGUUGCAAAUGCCCGCGAGAGUGAUAAACUUGUUAUCGCUCACGCUGUAACUCUGGUUGCUACGCAUAUGUCUCAGCUGGCUGGUGUAGAUGUCAUUACGCACGCUCCUCUCGACGGGGUUAUGAGCGAUCAAGACAUCCAACAAAUGGUCGAGAAUAAGCGCAUCAGCGUACCGACGUUAACCAUGAUGAAAGGAACGGCCCUGGCAAAAAACAGGAGUUUUGAAAACGCCCGCCGAACAGUGGCUGCGCUUCACCUCGCAGGUGUGCCUGUUCUGGCUGGCACGGAUUCCAACAUGGCUCCCGGCGUACCUGCGAACGUUUCUCACGGCGUCAGUCUACAUGAAGAGAUGGAAUUGCUAGUUGGUUGCGGACUUUCCACAACGGAGGUCAUUCGGGCUGCUACGUCUCUGCCGGCGAAACAUUUUGGCUUACACGACCGCGGCGUAAUUCAACCCGGCUAUCGAGCCGAUCUGAUCUUGCUUCGAGAUAAUCCGAUUAAAGAUAUCAAUGCAACCAGAUCCAUCGAGCGGGUAUGGAUCGCUGGAGAAGAAUUCAAAUCCCCGCAUGCAAAUUAA